UCACAUCAGUUCAGUUCUGUGCUGCCAGCCUAAGAGACACACAGGGAGAGAAUGCAGUCUUGUUCUGUAUGUUGUGCUAAGCUGAAUCUUUUUUACUUUAAACUUAAAGUUUAAAAGUCUUUUGUUUAUGACACAAAACAUAAGAUGCUUCCUUUCUACAUUCUGAGCUUCAUUGCGACAGUUGAGGCAGAGCUUUUGCUCGGCUCCUGCAGCUUUGACCAAAGCACCUGCAGCUACACAUCUGAUCCAGCCUUUCUCAGCUGGAAUCUCGACCCUAUCGGACACUUCAUCACAGUUGACAUGCAAACCCAGGAGACUUUGGGAAAGGCGGUUCUGUUGGGUCCAGAUGUGGACCAGCAGGACUGGAGCUGUUUUAGGAUGGUCUAUCAGAUCACAGGUAAUGCUUCUCUGCAGGUGCAGAAGCGUACAGAUGGAGAUAGUUUUGAUCAUGUGCUCUGGAUAACCCAAAGCCCAUCUGAAAGCUGGCUCAUAGCCAGCAUCGACCUUCAAAACGCUACAGAACCAUUCCAGGUUAUCAUUGAAAGCCAGCUAAGAAAAGGCAGCAGUGUUUCCAUCUUUGAGAUCAAGAUUUCUGACAAAUAUUGUAUAGAGUGUGACUUUGAAGAACCUCAGUGUGGAUACAGGAACGAGAAUAACAAAUAUUUGACCUGGCUUAUGGGAAAAGCAGAAGAUACGACACCUGAUGACAAGACAGGUUGGUACAUGUACGUAGACUCUACAGACACUAAAAGUUUCCAGGAUGUGGCCAAGCUGGUGUCACCAAUGACGACAGUCCCCAUGUCCGGCUGCUUGAGCUUUAUAUACCAGCAGCAUCAUUCCGGAGACCAUCUGUUCUCCCUGUUCAGUAGGGAUCAGGCUGGACAAUACCAGGAAUUAUGGAGAGCUGACCUACCUGAAAACAACCAUUUGGACUGGAAUCCAGAAGCCAGGGUCUGGAUACCUGUCCAAGUGGAUCUGAAAGCUCCAUAUCCAAUAGAGUUGGUGUUUGAAGUGGCAUUCAACAGUCCACAUGGAGGUUUCGUAGUUCUUGAUGACAUCACAUUCUCACCAGACUUCUGUAAUGCAGACACAGAACCGACCUUUGAUCCAUCCGUUGCAAACUGUAAUUUUGAGUCAGGAUUUUGUCAGUACACGCAGACCCUGACGGGCGAUCCACUGUGGAGAAAAGUCUCCAUACGACCCAACAUCUACAGUGUUGGAGAUCACACCACAGGAGCAGGAUCAUUUCUUUUGGCUAACUCUCGCUUGAAUUUACAAUCUGGAUAUGUCAGCCGUCUGUUUGGACCACCAUUGCCCAGGAAUCAGAAAUACUGUCUGAAAUUCUUUUAUUUCUUGCGAGGUAUUAGGGGAGCAGACCAAGUCCUGGCUGUCUAUCUGUAUUACAUAGAUGGUACUAAAGAAAAAAUAUGGACACAGAAUGAGAAGAUAAGAAACAUUUGGAUUGAAGCUGAACUGAGCAUACAGAGCCAAAAGAAUGCUCAGAUGGUUUUCAUCAGUACAUGCAAAAAUGUCUGGAGUUGUGGUUCUGUUGGUCUCGAUGACAUUAAGGUCAGCUCUGGUGACUGCUUAGCAUUAGCAUCAUCUCCGUCAAUCCCGUCUCAGUGUAACUUUGAAGCCGGUUUCUGUGGAUACUCUCAGGAUAAGGCAGACACAGGUGACUGGAUUCUGGCAAGAGGACCCACACCAACCUCAUACACAGGGCCGAGAGGAGACCACACUACUGGAGUAGGUCAUUAUUUGCACAUUGAAGCAUCACUUAUGCUACCUGGUAACAAAGCUCGUCUCCUGUCCAGCUCACUGCGGGGUUCUAGAGAACCACAGUGCUUACAGUUUUACUAUCAUAUGUACGGCUCAGGGACGGGUCAACUGAGUGUUUAUCUUCACACUGGACAAGACAACGAAGACAAAUUGUUAUGGCACCGCUAUGGAGAGCAGGGUGUGUCCUGGUUUCGAGCUUCAAUAACCUACCAGUAUGACCAACAACACCAGAUUGUGUUUGAAGCCAUGAGAGGCGCAUCAGUAAGAAGUGAUAUCGCAAUCGAUGAUGUUGUUUUUGAAAGAGGACCGUGCAGAGAAUCUGUUGAUGACAACAUCAGCCUACUGAGCCCAUCUGGAAAUGAUAUUAAUGAUAUUCAGUGAAUGUUUUUUUUUUAAACUGAAAGAACAGAGAAAACUUAAAACAUCUGAAACAUCUGUGUGCAGUUUUCAGUGAGGGUGAAAGGAAGGAAGUAACUGCAUAACAGAAUUAUGCAUGUUUUCACAUAGACUAUAGUUGCAGAAAUAUGCAAACAUUUUGGAUUUAUGCACCUGGAUUUAUGCAUUAACUAAGCAGAUACAAAUAUUAUGCCCACAUAAAUCUCACAUAGGCCUAGUUUUCUCCUACUGUACGUGUUAAGACUUUGUAUAUUGUUCUGUUUAUUUUCUACUAGAAGGUUUUAAUAAUUAUAUUAAUAUAUUAAACUUAUAGAUUUAUCCUUCUUGCUUGAUUUAAUUUGCACUUCAGUACAGGUAAAUUUAUUUUAGCCUAGUUGUAAAAUAAAACAUAACAUGUAAGGGGUUUUAUUUUUAUGUGAAUAAAAUAUAAAAUGUAUUAUUA
This is a messenger RNA of Paramisgurnus dabryanus, 2617 nucleotides long. RefSeq names its product MAM domain containing 2b (gene mamdc2b). NCBI's taxonomy places the organism in Eukaryota, Metazoa, Chordata, Actinopteri, Cypriniformes, Cobitidae. The record is from RefSeq and is a predicted model, not a curated record. Gene Ontology annotation, cellular component: membrane.